Messenger RNA from Photinus pyralis (common eastern firefly), 617 nucleotides. RefSeq names its product general odorant-binding protein 83a-like. Gene Ontology annotation, biological process: olfactory behavior; sensory perception of smell. The transcript has 6 exons. Gene Ontology annotation, molecular function: dibutyl phthalate binding; odorant binding. The record is from RefSeq and is a predicted model, not a curated record. The coding region runs from base 82 to 486 and encodes 134 amino acids. Gene Ontology annotation, cellular component: extracellular region. NCBI's taxonomy places the organism in Eukaryota, Metazoa, Arthropoda, Insecta, Coleoptera, Lampyridae.
UUCUAAUUGCCUUCUGAAGUAUAAAACAGAUGAAAUUGUCAAAAGCUUGCUAUAGUGACCUGCUGUUUCUGGUGAGCUAUCAUGUAUAAAAUAAGCGCUUUAGUUAUUUUGUGCGUUUCGAUACCUACAAUACUGUGCAUGAGCGACGAAAUGCAAGAGUUACUCGACAUGUUGCACAAUACCUGUAGGGAGCAGUCAGGAGCGGCAGAAGAUGUAAUCCGUGCGGUUUCCAAAGGAGUAUUUGCAGAUGACCAAAAUUUAAAAUGUUACGCUAAGUGUAUAAUGACUGAAAUGUCAACUAUUAGCGACGAUGGAGUUGUUGAUGUGGAGGCUACUGUUGCCUUACUUCCGGAAGACGUUCGCUCAAAAUUUGAACCGACCGUAAGGAAAUGCGGUAGUCCAGCUGGUGCCGACGCUUGUGAUACUGCACUCAAAGCUUUCAAAUGUUACUAUGAAAACGAUCCUGCGGACUUCUUCUUCCCUUAAGCACUGGUUCCACGAUGGAUGAUAUUGACAUUGAAAAUCUUAAUUACCUACAAACACCUAAGUAGUUAAUUAUUACUGUAAAUAGUUGUUUGAAGACAUUUUCUUAAGUUAAAUAUAAUGAUAAAUGAAAA